AUGACGUUUAGGCUUCUUGACGCCAUUCUUGUGGGCCUUGAACGACUGCUUCUUCUUCGACAUUUUUAUCUGUGGGAAGAAAUAUGGAAGUGUCUAAGCGUAAAUCGUGGGAGGAAGAAAGUAGGGCAUGAAAAAAAGGGAGAGAGAGAGGUGAUUGAUACUGUAGAGUGUAGAGUACAUCUCAGGUCAGGCUUAUUAUCCGUCGAUUCCCAUUUUCCACACUCGCAGCAACAAAACGGUUUAUCUAAGGGUGUGAAAUUUGGAGAAUGUGUGAUUAUCAUCAGUGUUGAGGGGUUGGAAGGUUCAAUAGAAGUCUGCUGGGGAAUAAUAUCUAAGGCCUCUGAGGGGAUUAAGGAGGUUUGUUCUGGUUCAGAGGAGAUAGGGUAUGGCACUGUGGGUAACUGUUGUGACACUGUGGGUAACUGUUGA
Molecule: messenger RNA, 429 nt
Organism: Striga asiatica
Lineage: Eukaryota; Viridiplantae; Streptophyta; Magnoliopsida; Lamiales; Orobanchaceae
Source: the annotation of a GenBank genome assembly